Chelonia mydas (Green sea turtle) is the source of this 7595-nucleotide messenger RNA. It is a transcript of the gene CTBP2, whose product is annotated as C-terminal binding protein 2. The transcript has 13 exons. Lineage: Eukaryota; Metazoa; Chordata; Testudines; Cheloniidae. Bases 1476 to 4589 code for a protein of 1037 amino acids. The record is from RefSeq and is a predicted model, not a curated record. Gene Ontology annotation, molecular function: oxidoreductase activity, acting on the CH-OH group of donors, NAD or NADP as acceptor; NAD binding; transcription corepressor activity.
UGCUAAAUAGUCCGCACCGUGUGCCUGAAUGCGGCCAUCCCCCGGCAGGGAAAUUUCCGCCAGCGGAGGAAUCGUGGCUGGGGUGGAGAAGGGAGCUGAUGGCAAAGGCGGACAACAUGUGGCGGCGCAGGGGGACGGCAGGAGCACCCGGACUCCGCGGCUGCCAGCGGGGAGGAGGGAAUCCCCCGUCUCCGGGCGAUGGGUGUUUGUGGCGGCGGGAGGGAGGCCCCUGGGACGGCGCCGUGGGAGCGGAGGACGCCCCCACCCCGCAAGCCGCUACACGUGGGGAGCCGCCGAGGGCCGAACCCCGCGAUUCCACGUGGCUGGGAGGAGGCGGGAUCCCGACGGAGCGGGGAGCCGUGCGGGAGCGCGGGGUGCCCGGCCAAAGGGACGAGCCUUUCUCCGCUCACGCUGCGCUUCCCUGGUUAUUGUCUCCUCCCCAACUCGGCCACUUCCCCUAGUUUCCAACUUCAUUUGUUUCGGGCGGGCGCAGAAAAGUGCAGCAGAAAGAGGCCGGCUCCCGCCGGGUGGCUCCCCCGCCCCUUUCUCCUUCCCCUCCUUUCUUCCUCGCUGCGUCUGUUUGCACUUUAGCUGAGCCACUAAUCCCCCGAGAGCGCCUAUUUGUAGUGAAGAGUCUCUAUAGGGGGCGAGGCCGGCCCAUGUGGGUUUGUGUCAUUGGUUUGCAAAGAGAGACCCCGCCUAUUGCCCCCCCCCCCAAAAAAAGCAAAAAAAAAAAAAAAAAAAAAAAAGCGAGCGAGCGAGCCCCUACCUUUCCCAGCGACUCCGCACGGAGAGGCGGGGAGGCCAGUGCCGAGCCUUUCCACCCAGGGAGCAGCCGCCAAGGACUUUUGGGGUGUUUGCUUUUUUUUUUUUUUUUUUAAAAGAGCCAAGUUGAAAUUCGCAUCCUCCUCGCUCCUGCGAAAGAGUCUUUCCCGCGGCUGCCCCCAUCCCCACUUGGAGCAGCCGCUCGGAGGAGGAGGAGGGGAUUAAGUUUGUGUGUGUGUGUGUGUGUGUGUGUCAUUUUAAGGUGGAUCUCAGGCAGCAAGAGCCCCGGAGAGGGAGAGAGAGAGAGAGGAGGCGAUCGAUAAAGGGAGAGAUGCAGCGCUGAGAGGAGAAGGCGGCGGCGGCGGCUGCAAGCUGGGGGGCUUUGCUCCCUGUGGAUAUUUGGAGCCAAGGCAGAGGAAGAAAACAUAAUCAUCACUGAAAGUUUGCAGAUGACAUACAGAUUGGGGGAGUGGUAAAUAAUGAAGAGAACAGACUGCUAAUACAGAAUGAUCAGGAUUGCUUGGUGGGAGACUUCCCCUUCCUCCCUGCAACCUCAGUAAAGAAGCAGAUGAAUGCAUCCGACUCCACAUGUCACACCUGCUAGUUAAGGUUUAUAGUGCCGUUAUGCACUCAGAUUCCUGUGAAUUUUCCUGAGUUCUUGGAGGACUGCUUUGCUUUUUGAAUCAGAAAGUUACAAAAUACAGUAAAGAAUGGCACUUGUGGAUAAACACAAAGUCAAACGACAGCGAUUGGACAGAAUUUGUGAAGAAGUCAAUUGUUUCAUUCCAAUGCCGAUUCCAAGUAAGCAUACAAAUAUCGGCCGUUCUCAGAGCUGGGAUGCUGCAGGAUGGUAUGAAGGCAACUGGGAGAAUGAAAAUGCAUUUGAAUAUCAGAGACCAACAGGGAGAAGAAAUUCGCUGACUUACGGUGGAGAAGGAGGUUGGUAUGAGCAGCCAAAUCAUAGACCGCAUGAUAUCAUCUUGCAAGGAGGCGCUGAAUUGAAGCAAGAGCCGUACGCAUAUCAGGAUCCAGUUUUUAACCAGGGUCCCUUACGGAAGGGUUCUGUUCCUGACUUCACUUACUACGACAGACAGGCUGCAAUGUCUGGACGAAGCUCCUUGCCAUCUCAGGAUUAUUACAGUGACCCAUCUUUAGCUGCUAGAUCACCUAAAGAUCCACGCUACUAUAGAGACCACAUGAUUAAUAGAUCAUUACCGAAUUAUGGGAUUCCCGGUAGCAGAUUGGCUUGGGAUCAGGUACAAGGACGGUCACCUGCCCCACACGAAGCCAGCCGUAUGUAUAGGGAUCCCAUGAGUAAAAUGAUCCAAGAGGGGCAGAGAAUGCGAAACAGAGAUCCUUCUCCUGCAAGGUAUGGUGUUGAACCGCCCACCCCUAGAUAUGGAACAGAACCACCAUCUUUUCCCAACAGGCAGGUCUAUAGUGAUACAGCAGAGAGACCUAUAGAGUCUGCAGCUGCUAGACAAACUACUCCAACAUGCUUGGUGGUCGAUCCAAAUUCUGCUACUGUUGUUGAUGGGAGCAUAGGUCCAUCUGCCGUUGCUGUAAAUCGUGGUUAUGGACCCAUCAGGGAAAAUGUCAAUGCAAAGAUUCCUUAUGAUAGUUAUGAAACUGCCAUGACUCCUUCCCAUUCUCAGGUGCCCACAGCUUUCGCAGGACAAGAAAUUAAAAGAAACUUUGAUCCGGAGUUCCUAGCACUUCUGCGUUCAGAAGGUGUGUCUGAAAGUACAUUCAGUGCUUUGCUGCAGCAAGGAUUUGAUUCUCCGAGCCUGCUCGCGAUGAUGGAAGAGAAUGAUAUAAAAUCUGUAGCUCCAAAUCUUGGACAGGCAAGGGUGCUUUCCCGCAUUGCCCAUAACUACAAAACAGAGAUGCAGCUACAAAGGCAUGAUGGGAAGAACGGCACACUCCGUCCCAGGACCCGAUCUAACAGCUUUAGUCAUCGAAGUGAACUACUGCAGAAUGCAUAUGGCAUGCACCCUGCCUCUGGUCCCGGUGUAGAUGGCACAAGUAUGCAGCAAGCACCUCCUCCUUCUCUACAGCCAGUAUCACCAAGAGUAGGAGAAAUAAAUCGUCGCCCAUCCAGUGCCCCCACACAGCACCUUCUGGAAACUGCAACUUAUUCUGCAUCUGGAGCAGCUCAUCAAGGUGCUCAUUUUCUAGCUAAUUCUGGCUACAACGCUCCUUUGCCAUGCAACAUGCACACUCGUCCAGUGUCUGCCUAUUCCACUCCAACUGGAUUACCAGGGACUACAGCACAGACUAACCCACAUGCAAGUCCCAAAACAGCAUAUCCAACCACUUACACAGUGCCCAUGGAGCUGCUGAAGAGGGACCGAAAUACAUCAAUGUCCCCAAUGCAUAGCCCACACAACAGUCCUCAACUUCUCCGAAAGCAAGGAGCCCAAAUGGAUUCCACCCUGGCGCUUGCUGGCCCAAGUUUUCACAUGCAACAUUCUCCUUAUCAGAAACUCACCAGACGCACUGGACCACCAGUUAUUGUCUCAACCAUGGCAUCACCUGAACCAAGUAUUCGCCCACAAAUAAUGAAUGGCCCUAUGCAUCCUCGUCCUUUGGUGGCUUUGUUAGAUGGAAGGGACUGUACAGUGGAGAUGCCAAUUUUGAAAGACUUGGCUACUGUUGCAUUCUGUGAUGCACAAUCAACUCAGGAGAUUCACGAGAAGGUAUUAAAUGAAGCCGUUGGGGCAAUGAUGUACCACACUAUCACCCUCACCCGAGAAGAUCUAGAGAAGUUCAAGGCCUUAAGGGUCAUCGUUCGAAUAGGCAGUGGAUAUGACAACAUCGAUAUCAAAGCUGCAGGGGAGCUCGGGAUUGCUGUCUGCAAUAUCCCAUCAGCAGCUGUGGAGGAGACUGCAGAUUCCACCAUAUGCCAUGUCCUAAACCUCUACAGGCGGAAUACUUGGCUGUAUCAAGCACUGAGGGAAGGGACCCGGGUGCAGAGUGUGGAACAGAUAAGGGAGGUGGCCUCGGGAGCAGCUCGGAUCAGAGGAGAAACUCUCGGCCUCAUUGGAUUUGGUCGCACUGCGCAGGCAGUUGCCGUUCGAGCCAAGGCAUUUGGAUUCAGUGUGAUAUUUUACGACCCAUACCUGCAGGAUGGGAUAGAGAGGUCUCUGGGCGUCCAGCGAGUCUACACACUCCAGGACCUGCUAUAUCAGAGUGACUGUGUAUCUUUGCACUGUAACCUUAAUGAACAUAAUCACCACCUUAUCAAUGACUUUACGAUUAAGCAGAUGAGGCAGGGCGCAUUCCUAGUAAACACAGCACGCGGCGGGCUUGUGGACGAGAAAGCCUUAACUCAAGCCCUGAAGGAAGGAAGGAUACGAGGAGCAGCGCUUGAUGUGCAUGAAUCAGAGCCAUUUAGUUUUGCUCAAGGCCCAUUGAAAGAUGCUCCUAAUUUAAUUUGUACUCCGCACACUGCUUGGUACAGUGAGCAGGCAUCCCUAGAGAUGAGAGAGGCUGCUGCUACUGAAAUCCGUCGCGCAAUCACAGGUCGCAUCCCAGAAAGCCUAAGAAACUGCGUGAACAAGGAAUUCUUUGUCACAUCAGCCCCAUGGUCAGUAAUAGAUCAGCAAGCACUUCAUCCAGAGCUCAAUGGUGCCACAUACAGAUAUCCACCUGGCAUGGUCAGUGUCGCACCUGGAGGGAUUCCAGCAGCAAUGGAGGGCAUCAUACCUGGAGGCAUUCCCGUUACCCACAAUCUUCCAACAGUGGCACACCCUUCCCAAGCUCCAUCUCCUAACCAGCCCACAAAACAUGGGGACAACAGGGAGCACCCUAAUGAGCAAUAGCAGCUAAUUCAAAAAUUAUUCAAUAAACUUGGGACCAAGAGACAUUGGAAAAAAGUUAUACAGGAACUAAGAAAGGAAUUUGAUACAAUAUUUGUAAUGUUGAUUUUGGACAGAUGCAUCAUUGAUGUUCCAGUAUUAAACUACAAUGCGAUAGCAGUCAAGACUGGGGAGAAACCCUGAAGACGUCACCUGCUUUACUGAAGUGCUGACAACUAGGAUGAUAUACAUUAAUGAUCAGCUUCGGUUACUGUGUGUUAAGUUUCCUUCAUCUGUGCAUCAAUCACAAGAAUAAAAUAGAUUUCCCCUUCUCAGCCCUUGGGAAUAGCAGGGCCUAUUCACCUGUAUUUACAGCAAUGCCUCAAGCAAACCGUAAGAAAUUUAAGAGGAAACCAUCAUGUGGCUUCAGCCUUUUCUUUAUUCACUUGUCUGGUUACCUCUUUUUACAGGAGGAGAAAAUACUGGCCUAGAGAUGAGAAGAAAACAAAUGUCUUGUUGCAGUCCUAGCUGGCCAGUAAUAUACAUUGAAAGUUCUCUUUAUAAAGUUUAAUUAUAGCCAUUCAGGCCAGGAAGGUUAGGAUGGGGGGGGGGGGGGGGGGAAAGGUGUCAGAGUUAAAUAGCUCCCCUCCUAUCACAUGAAAGAAACAGGUUUCUCUCAUCUGACCGACACACUGAAUAAAGUAGCUGUAAAUUCAGUAUGCCCCCCUCAGUGAUGCAAAAAAAAAAAAAAAAAAAAAAAUAUUGAGUUUCACACACUAUUUGUACUCAAAUAUAUUUUCUCAGUUUUAAAUCUGCAGCUAUUUUAUUGAGUGCAAAUGUCUUGAGCUGGAAAGGGUUCAAGAAGAAUAAUGUUGCAUUUCCUUAUGUCUCAGGAAACACUUUUUAUGGUAACUUGUCAGACUGUCUAUGAACAAAACCCACUUUUUUAGACAUUGAUAAGAGUCUUCUUUUCUUCACGUGAUAUUUUAUACAAGGACACUUCAAAAAUGUGUUAUUAGAUGUGACUGAUUUUAACAAAUCCUAUUAGAUUUGUAUCAACUAGUUACAUGUUAUAUUCAUAGUCUUUUGUGAAUCAUCGCCUUUUUGUUUAAAAAGAUGGCCUGUUUUGAGCCUUUGUAUGGGGGGAGGGGGGGGUAACAUUCCUGUUUCUGUGACAAAAAAAAAAUCUUAAACUGUCCCAAACAAAGAACAAUGGCUAUCAGAAGAAUGUUUUGUUUUAGUGUGUUACCGUUAUUGUAUUUGUUUAUUGUGAAGGUGGACAUUUAGCGUUCAGUGCAGUUUUCAAUAAAAAAAUGAUAAAAUUUCUAUAAUUUCUGAAAUGUAGAGCCCUCAAUGCAAUUUUAAUAUGGUUAAAAAUAGAAACCCUUUGAGAAUGUAAAGUAAGUUAUGCUGUUAUGAUCACAUGUACUAGUACCCACCUCAUAAAAAGACCUCAUGGCUGCACGACUCUCAGUGAGGUAGGGCAGAUCUUCAGCUGCUGUAAAUUGGCAAAGCUCUAUGACAGUUUACACCAGCUGAGGAUCUGCCCCGAAAUUUCUACUCCACAUGUAGAUAUUUAUAAUUUAGAAAUGCUGGAGAAACUAAAUUUAACCUUGCUGAUUCAGUUCAGUUUUAGAAAAACUUGCCUGUGUUACCUUCUGCCCCAUGACUUUACUUUUCAGAAAAACAGGCACUUUGGAUACAUACCUCGCUAAUAUUUAUAUUCUGUGCAACUUUCAUUUAACCUACAUAUUCAAGAAACUCACCUUCAUGAAUACUGUGCUUUGGGAAGGAGCUAGCCCUUGGCUGUACAACCUUUUAAUAAGCAUUAACGCUUAUCUACACUAGACAGAGAAAAUGUUAGCAAGUUUCUGGAGAAUCAAGUUUAAGCCUGACUGAGCACUAGGCAGCUCCAAACUUCACUGCAUGGAGGGCCCAUCCUUGUAUUACUGCAGUGCCCUUUUAAAAUGAAUCAAUGCCAACAUCAACUUGAAUAGAUGGGGCAAAUAACGACAUGGGAAAAAACAACUGAAACCAAAAUUUCUAGUAGUUACAAAACUGUAUUUUUGUUUGUUUUAAAUUAAAUGGAAAGCUAUUUACCAGCUUCAAACAUGUUACAAAGAGGUCACAUUUCAUAGCUGUGUGACUAUCCUUUUGUCAAUGAUCUAACAGAGCAAGUAUGAAUGAUUAUCCAUAAACACCAGCAUAGAGAAAAACCAGGAGAAUAAAACAGGUUAGUUAGAGAGAACAUUUGGGAAACACGAAAAAGGAAGAUAAAACAUUUAAUUCAUGUUGUCAAGGUUUGAAGUGACUAUUUUUGGUACUAUCAUAGUUUUUUAAAAUAAGCAGUUGCAUUUCAGGUGAGUGUAAAUACUGUUCUAUGAAAAGGAAUAAUUCAUGCCAGUGGUUCCUAGUGCAUCCAUUGCCAGCAGUGGAUUUUGAAUCAGGAAAUAAGAGUCCUGGGACAAACCUUGCAGAGAAUGGUAGAUGCUGUAUGCUUUCAUCCAGUACUUAUAAAAAUAAGACUAGAUGCAAAUCAUAGCAAACUUAGACGAUAGCUUCCACUUAGGUUUUACAGUUCAACAAGAACUACAAAUGAAUUUAAAAAAUCCAAAUGUUACAAAGUAUCAUAACAACAGGCUUCAGGUUAAAAACAACACUACUUCUGGGGUUGUGACCACUACAGAGGGAUUCAACUGUCUGUAAUACAAACACCAACAAAAUAUGCAAGGAGUAGGUCACAUGGAGAAGGAGAGAAUGUGUAUCCAGCCUGACUUGACAUAUUACUGGGUCCAAAGCAAUGUGACUGUAGUAUGGCCCAAGUUUUUUUAGACUGAAAAGUUAGUCUGCAAGGGGAAGGGAGAGAAAUGUAUGCCAGAUAGCUGCUGCUCAAGAUUUGUGCCUUUUGCUUUACUGACAAACCAAUUUACUGCUGCUUUUGUACUAAUACAAGGAAGGCUGGGGGCCCUUCCAUCAAUCAAGGAUAACAUGAAGCAGUUCAUACAAGUAACAAAAAUGUGACUUUUUUUU